CGCUACAUAAUUCUUUGAACAGUCUCCUUCACUAAUGAAGGAAGCCCCACCCACCUGAGUCCAUAACAUUUAAAAAAAAAAAAAACUAUUUUCUCCGCCAUGGGAAUUUAGCAAAUUUGACGAGAAAGCUUCAAAAUCAUUGAAACUUCGGUCCAAUUAUUGCUCGCUACUCAACCCAGAGAGAAAAAAGGGGGGGCAAAAACUCACCUUUACGUGCUUAUCGAACCAGCAAGCGAGUGAGAUUUUCUUUUCUUGUUUUGGGGUGAUGUUUGUUUCUCGGGAAAAUCUCACAGAAGAGGGAUUCCUUUUUUUGUGCCGCGACUCUAUAAUUCGCUUCCUACUACCCCCAAAUUGCCUUAUUUUAGUAUUAUUUUUUUUCUGGGUUUUGGUGUGUGGCCUGCGUCGCUAACUUCGAGGGCAAUCUUUAUCAGUUUCAGAAGCUAUUUCUGGAGGAGUGAUUUGCGCGGUUCAUUCAUCAAAUCUCGGGUUUUCGGGAAAUGGGUACUGAGAAAGCGCCUGGUUUCGCGAUGAAUAAUUUGAUUGGUUUAUCGGUUGCUGACGAGAUCAAGAACACCAUCUGAUGUAAUGGUUAUGCGACAAUGGCGAAGAAGAAGGGUUUGUUCACUUUGUUGAAAAGGAUUUUCAUUUCGGAAGCUAACCCAGAAAAGCAGAGAGAGAAGAGACGAAGAUGGGCAUUUUGGAAGCUUAGGGUCAAGAAAAGGUUACCUUCCAUUACAGCACCGCCAAGGGACAGGACAAGAAGUGAAGAGGGUGAAGAACAGAACAAGAACGAUGUGGCCGAGGUCAACCAACUCUCUUGUAGUCCUCAACUAGAUGUCAGAGAAAAGUUAGAAGAAGAUUCAGCAACAAAAGCAGGAAAUGCCAUCACCGAUCCACCACCUGAUGAUCAAAUCUUUAGAAAAAGACAGAUUGAAGAACUUUCUGCAAUUCGGAUUCAAACCGCAUUUCGGGGCUAUCUUGCGAGGAAAGUUCUACGAGCCUUGAAGGGAAUAGUCAAGCUCCAAGCCUAUAUCAGAGGCCGAGCUGUGAGACGCCAAGCAAUGACUACCCUCAAGUGCUUGCAGUCUGUCGUGAACAUCCAAUCGCAGGUCUGCGCGAAAAGAACACAAAUUCCGGGUAGUGAUCUCAAGCAUUACGAAGAGAGCAAAGAAUUUCAGACGUUCAAGGACAAGAUUAUCAAGGUGGACACCAAUAGCCCAAAGAGAUGGGAUGACAGUCUUAUGACAAAGGAAGAGGCUGAGGCACUGGCUAUGAGCAAGAAAGAAGCUGCAUUGAGGAGAGAAAAGAUAAGGGAAUAUGCAGUCACACACCGGAAAUCCGCGGAAUCAUACCAGAAAAGACACAACACAAGGUGGAAGUACUGGUUAGACCAAUGGGUGGAUACCCAGUUAACUAAGAGCAAAGAACUCGAAGAUUUGGACUUCUCUUCAAACCCGAAUCCAAAAGACGAAACUUUUAAGGACAAACAGCUUAAACCCCCGAGAAAUUCUUCGCCCAGAAGAUCGGUAAACCACAGAAGACAAGUUUCGGUAGGGGAAGAAGAUCCGAACCCUGUCCUUCAGUCGCCCACAGUCACAACACCGACUUACAUGGCUGCAACGGAAUCAGCAAAGGCAAAGACGAGAUCUUAUAGCUCCCCGAGGGUAAGACCAGGAAGCUUUGACACACAGUCAGAGAGUUACUCGCCGUACAAGAACAAGCUCUGCCUAUCAUCUUCCCUUAUGACAGACGCUCCAAGCAGAGUUAGGGUUCACAACAAUAGCAACACCGUCAAUAGAUCGAGCGCGUAUCAGCAACGAUCCCCGGGAUUAAAGGGCUUUACCGCGGGCCCCGUGAAAUCGAGCCACACGACGUUGAACGAUCUUAGCAUUAACUCUGAACGUUCGUUACCUAGCUGGAACAGGCAGAGCAGUUUCAGAUGAGUUUGUGUUUUUUUAAAGUUUGUCCCUUUUUGUUGAAUCUUGAACUGUAUAUACUUUUUCAAAAGCGUUUCUUUUCAAAUCAUGUUUUGAAAGUUCGUCCCUUUCGUUGAAUCUUGAACUGUAUCCUGAAUUCUCUUGCUUUCUUUCUACGGGUGAAAGUAGAGUUGACGAGCAA
This is a messenger RNA of Tarenaya hassleriana, 2118 nucleotides long. Its product is annotated as protein IQ-DOMAIN 14. Bases 600 to 1943 code for a protein of 447 amino acids. Gene Ontology annotation, molecular function: protein binding. NCBI's taxonomy places the organism in Eukaryota, Viridiplantae, Streptophyta, Magnoliopsida, Brassicales, Cleomaceae. The transcript is spliced from 6 exons. The record is from RefSeq and is a predicted model, not a curated record.